GGUGUGACAAAUGCAUUGUAACAAAGUUUUCAAAAGAUUGACUGUUUACUACAUCUCUUGUCUUUCCCACCGUAAGCUUAACUAAUACUGUGCCUUCAAGGAAACGUAUGCAAACGACAUCAAAUUAUUAUAACGUUGGUAUUGCAGGUAUUGAAUUGAUUAAUAACAUUAAAGGCAUAACCCGGGUCUGAAUAUUUGUCAUAUGAAUCACGGCUAUUGUCACGUGACUGGGUGGAGUCAAGGGCGUGUCUUAUUUCACUACCGUUGACACCCCACCCUGCCUUUAGUGUGAUCUCAAUGUCUGUCUUUCUCAUCAUACUUUUGGCUGGCGUUCUAUCCGUAAACUCAUGUCCAAGUCAAUGUCAAUGCGACAGAACUGCCGUGGAUUGCUCUCACGCAGAUCUCGAUAGUGUUGACUUCAAACUGCCACAUGGGACAACAGAGUUGUAUCUGCAGGGAAACAGACUACAUGAAGUGCCUCUUCGUGCCGUUAGUGAUCUCAAACAUUUGAGAGUAUUAAAUUUAGCUGACAAUAGAAUUUUGAAAGUAGAGAGAGAAGAGUUGGAAUUGCUUGAUCUAGUGGAUAAAGUUAUUUUACAAGGAAAUCCUAUUCACUGCUCGUGUGCAAUUAUUUCAUUUACACUACAGUCACUCAUUUUCUCCACCAGCGAUAACAAAGAAUCAACGUUUAAUGACGUCAUAUGCCACACACCUGACUCACUAGCAGGAAAACCAUUAAAAGAGCUAAAGUUUCUCAGCACAGAAUGUGGUCAUGAGAGAAUCGUCCGAAAUGCAGACCAAAACACAACUGUCUCUCCAGAUCUACCAACAAAUGCAACUGCUGCAUCUGCUUCGAUUUCAACCAAUGUUAGUGGAAUGACUACCAGUCCAACUCUUAUCAGUACAACCACUUUAAACGGAGCCGCCUCUACUACAACUACCAGUGGGAUCACCACUACAGCAACCGCUAGUCCAACCACCCUUAAAUCUACUACUGCAACCAUUACUGGUCCAACUGCUUCCGUAGCAGCCAGUGGUUCAACCACUUCCAUUGCAACUGCUGGUUCAACCACUUCCAUUGCAACUGCUGAUUCAACCACUUCCAUUGCAACUGCUGAUUCAACCACUUCCAUUGCAACUGCUGGUUCAACCACUUCCAUUGCAACUGCUGAUUCAACCACUUCCAUUGCAACUGCUGGUUCAACCACUUCCAUUGCAACUGCUGGUUCAACCACAUCCAUUGCAACUGCUGAUUCAACCACAUCCAUUGCAACUGCUGAUUCAACCACUUCCAUUGCAACUGCUGGUUCAACCACUUCCAUUGCAACUGCUGAUUCAACCACUUCCAUUGCAACUGCUGGUUCAACCACUUCCAUUGCAACUGCUGGUUCAACCACAUCCAUUGCAACUGCUGAUUCAACCACUUCCAUUGCAACUGCUGGUUCAACCACUUCGAUUGCAACUGCUGGUUCAACCACUUCCAUUGCAACUGCUGGUUCAACCACUUCCAUUGCAACUGCUAGUCCAGCUGCCUCCACUGCAACCACUGGUCCAGCUACCUCCAAUGCAACUACUACUCUCGCCUCUUUCAGUGCAACCAUUAAACCAACCACUUUCAACGCAACGUCUGGUUCUGCCACUUCCAAUGCAACCAUUGGUACAACCCUUUUUAAUGGGACCACCAUUCAGUCAACAUCCAGCAGUUUUUCUGAAGUUCUUACAACAGCAGCGAGAGCCUCUACAAUCAGGACUGUAACCAGUGGGCCCAAUGAUCCGGAAGAGGAGGUUGAUUUCCCUCGGGAAACGAUUGCUAUUAUUGUUAUUUGCGCUGUGGCCCUCCUUGUCUUGUGGACAGUCAUGAUUAUCUGGCUCGUAGUAGCAGUUGUCAGAAAACGGGAGAAUAAAGACAACAAAAAGGCGAAAAGCUAUUGGGAAUCUGUUAGCUCUUUAGAACGAAAGGCAGGUCAGCAGCACAAGAAACCAAGCAGAGCAGCAGUAUCCGGAGAGGAGUUGACUGAUGCUCAAGACUGGGGAUGGCCAUCUUCAGUCUAGUCCGUUAUGUGAUUCUUUUCUAACCAAUUUCUGUUCAACACGAACUACAGUAGGGUAUUCUAGUGAAGACGCAUUGCUAUGGAGAUGUAGCUAGCGGUUUGUCUCAUUUGUUGGUUGUCUUCGUAGAGCUCGCUUUGCACCGACCGCUAGCUAGAAAAAUAGUUGCUGUAAUUUAUCACAAAAGUUGUUAGAAAUUUGCUUUGAUUGAAUUAAAAAUUAGA
Messenger RNA from Corticium candelabrum, 2273 nucleotides. RefSeq names its product mucin-2-like. Gene Ontology annotation, molecular function: protein binding. The transcript has 6 exons. The record is from RefSeq and is a predicted model, not a curated record. NCBI's taxonomy places the organism in Eukaryota, Metazoa, Porifera, Homoscleromorpha, Homosclerophorida, Plakinidae. Bases 298 to 2052 code for a protein of 584 amino acids.